AUGGUGAACGGCCAGUACCGAGUGGUCAACAAGCUGGGACAGGGCGGCUAUGGCAGCGUCUACCACGUCCGUCAACUGGAUACCAACGCCAGCGUCGCCCUCAAGGUAGAGCGAGCGGGCAGAGACGUACUCAGGAAUGAGUUCAAGGUUCUCAAGUAUCUCGGGGAGCGAGGGGCUCGUGUACCAUCUGUGUACGAUUACUGGAAACUUGGGAACCACAGUGCCAUGACGAUGGAUCUUAAAGGUGACAACCUGAAGUCUCUGGCUCGGACUGCAAACGGCACUCUCUCUGUGGUGAUGAUGAGCUUUCUGCUGGUACAGAUGUUGGGGCUCCUCCGUCAGGUACACAGGAGUGGUUACAUUCAUAGAGACAUAAGGCCACAGAACAUCGUCUGUGAUAUGUAUAUGGGCCACCAAGACUGCCAGAAGAUCUUACUAAUAGAUUUUGGACUGGCACGCAAGUAUCGCGAUAAGAACGGUGUCCAUCGGCCUCCCCGUCUACUUAUCAAGCGGCAAUCACGGCGAGACGACCUGGAGUAUCUGACUUACACUGUAGCCAAACUCCUUAAGGGCACCUUACCUUGGUCACACCUCCGGACCAAGAACACAGCCAACCGAGAACGCAUCGCCUGGUUAAAGGCAAACACCACCCAGGCUCUCUUCCUUGGUUACCCUGAGGAGUUUUCUCAUUUCUUCAAGUAUGUUCGUGGUCUGAGCUACUAUGAGAAGCCUAAGUACAGCUACUGGCAGAAGGCGGCCAAGACGGAAGAGGGAGGCCAGUAUCCCUAUUCGGCUCCCACCUUUGGUCUUGAUAGUCUUGUCAAGGACUAA
Messenger RNA from Homarus americanus (American lobster), 831 nucleotides. Its product is annotated as casein kinase 1-like protein 2. NCBI's taxonomy places the organism in Eukaryota, Metazoa, Arthropoda, Malacostraca, Decapoda, Nephropidae. Gene Ontology annotation, molecular function: protein kinase activity; ATP binding. Bases 1 to 831 code for a protein of 276 amino acids. Gene Ontology annotation, biological process: protein phosphorylation. The record is from RefSeq and is a predicted model, not a curated record. The transcript is spliced from 2 exons.